This is a messenger RNA of Apaloderma vittatum (bar-tailed trogon), 2781 nucleotides long. RefSeq names its product palladin, cytoskeletal associated protein (gene PALLD). The transcript is spliced from 11 exons. The record is from RefSeq and is a predicted model, not a curated record. Lineage: Eukaryota; Metazoa; Chordata; Aves; Trogoniformes; Trogonidae. The coding region runs from base 176 to 2209 and encodes 677 amino acids.
UAUAAAAAUACAGCAGCUGCAGAACCAAAUUCGUCUGGAGCAAGAAAGUGGCCAGUGGUAUCGUCACCAACAGCAACCUGAUCGUCACCAGCACGCUCCCUCCUCUCCUUCCUUUCCUCCUCCUCCCUCCUUCCAGGAGCUUGAGUCCAGCCAGUCUGUCAUCUCUCCUGUGCCAAUGAGUAUUCUUAACUCUCAUACUUCCCCAACCAUGCAGUCUUCCAGCUCCUUCAACUAUGCUCGGCCUAAACAGUUCAUUGCUGCUCAGAACAUCAGCCCUGCUUCAGGUUAUGUGACUCCAUCUUCAGGAUCGUCUACGUCCAGCCUUCCUUCUCCUAUGUCUCCAACUGCUUCUCAGAAACAGUUUGGGAGAGUGCCUGUUCCCCCCUUCUCUCAGCAGUUUGCUCCAGAAGGGGAGUACGCCUGGUCUCCUUCUUCUCCAUCCCCUCCGCCCCCGCCUCCACCUAUCUUUAGUCCAACCACGACAUAUCCAGUGUGUGAUUCCUUUCCACUUCCGCCUCCUCCACCCCCUCCUCUUCCUUCACUUUCUUCACCUUCCCACAGCCUGUCUCCAACGCCCAGAUUUCCUAAUUCCGGCCAGUCUCCAGCAGCUUUUCUCAGCUCCAUGCUGCCGUCCCAGCCACUGCCCGUUUCUGUCAACGCUUUGGGCCUCCCAAAAGGAGUAACGCCUCCGGGAUUUCCUAAGAAAACAGGCAGAACUGCUAGGAUAGCAUCAGAUGAAGAGAUUCAAGGGUCAAAAGAUGCUGUAAUUCAGGAUCUGGAAAGAAAACUUCGCUUCAAGGAAGACCUUUUGAACAAUGGGCAACCGAGAUUAACAUACGAAGAGAAAAUGGCUCGUCGACUGCUGGGAGCAGACAGUGCUGCAACUGUCUUCAACAUACAGGAACCGGAAGAGGAGCCCGCUGUACAGGAGUAUAAAGUCUCCAGCUUUGAGCAAAGAUUGAUCAGUGAAAUUGAAUACAGGCUGGAGAGAUCUCCUGUGGAAGAAUCAGAUGACGAGGUGCAACAUGGAGAUGAACCUAUUGAUAACAGUGUAUCGCCGUAUUUUGAGAUAAAGCUGAAGCAUUACAAAAUCUUCGAGGGAAUGCCAGUCACAUUUACAUGCAAAGUGGCAGGAAAUCCAAAGCCAAAGAUUUAUUGGUUUAAAGAUGGGAAGCAAAUUUCUAAACGAAGUGAUCACUACCGAAUUCAAAGAGAACCUGAUGGAACUUGCUCGCUGCAUACUGCAGCCUCCACCCUGGAUGAUGAUGGGAAUUACACUAUUAUGGCUGCUAACCCACAGGGCAGAGUAAGCUGCACGGGCAGGCUUAUGGUUCAAGCUGUAAAUCAAAGAGGCCGCAGUCCUUGGUCACCUUCUGGUCAGCCUCAUAUGAGAAGACCACGAUCUCGAUCAAGGGACAGUGGUGAUGAAAAUGAACCAAUUCAGGAACGAUUCUUCCGGCCUCAUUUUCUGCAGGCUCCUGGAGACCUGACUGUUCAAGAAGGAAAACUCUGCAGAAUGGACUGCAAGGUUAGUGGAUUACCGACUCCAGAUUUAAGCUGGCAACUUAAUGGAAGACCAAUUCGCCCUGAUAGUUCUCACAAAAUGCUGGUGCGUGAGAACGGUGUGCACUCCUUGAUCAUAGAACCAGUCACAGCCAGAGAUGCUGGAAUCUACACGUGCAUUGCCAGCAAUCGAGCUGGUGAAAAUACAUUCAGCUUGGAGCUCAUUGUUGCAGCUAAGGAAGUACAUAAAGCACCUGUGUUUAUAGAGAAGCUACAAAACACAGGCGUGACUGAGGGAUUCCCUGUGCGACUGGAGUGUCGAAUCUCGGGGGAGCCAUCUCCUCAGAUAUUUUGGAAGAAGGAGAACGAGUCACUCACAUAUAACACUGACCGAGUGAGCAUGCACCAGGAUAACUACGGCUACAUCUGCCUGCUUAUUCAGGGAGCCACAAAGGAAGACGCGGGCUGGUACACUGUUUCAGCUAAGAAUGAGGCUGGGAUUGUGUCAUGCACUGCCAGGUUGGAUGUUUAUACUCAGUGGCAACAACCACCUCAGACUACCAAGCCAAAGAAGGUGCGGCCCUCAGCCAGCCGAUACGCUGCACUCUGUGACCAAGGACUAGACAUCAAAGCAGCUUUCCAGCCUGAAGCAAACCCAGUCCACCUGACAAUGCAAUCUGGCUUGGUAGAGAGUGAUGAUCUGUAGAUCCACCUGCCGCUUCCAUCGUUUUCUUUCAAAACAGAAACACUGAAAGCCAUUGCCUUGACCAAUGAUACUCCUAUGUCACUUUAUGCAAAGGCAGACACCUUCAAGUACAAAAGAUAAACAACAAACACAAUAACCAUGUAUUCCUUACUCAUUAUACCAAAUUAGAAGAAUAGAUAGAUUUUUUAAUAGAAGUGUACACAUUGCACAACAGAUCACGUUCACCAGUUCCUUAUACCUAAGUUGCUUCAGCUCUUACGAAUAACCCGUUUUCAUACAGGCCAAAAUACAUCGGAGAAACAGAUUUUUUCAGAAGAGAACACUAUUUAUCACUACAUGCCCUCCUAAGCAGUGAGUAGAUGCUACACAAUCUUAAUGGUGCAAGCUGUUUUAUUUGAGGCUGUUAGAUCACAAAGAAAAUUAGAAUGUCUGGUUAUCUGUAGUCCUAAAAUGGCAAUGCCUUCUGAUAGCUACAGUGAACAAGUGCAAUAUUGUAAGAAUAAAACAGGAAGGGACAAGGAAGAGAAACAUAAACAUGUGCUGUAUCUCUGCAAACUGCCUUCUAUUCUACA